UUUCUAUUUCCAAGUAUAAAAGCUCGGAGAAAUGAUUCAGACGUAUCCAUAACUUUCGGCGAAAGGUGAUACCAAUAGUAACGCAGCCAAAAUGUCGAAGGUUCUUGUAGUACUGUCGGUAAUAUCCGUCACCUUAGCGGCACCUGUCAUCUAUGAUGAGAUAGUACCUGCCAUUACAUGGCGUGUGGGUCGUGCACCCGACGUGGCAUUCGGGUUCGGCAGUGGUUUUAGCAGUAACAUCGGUGGUAUCAGCCACUCCUCGGGAAUCGGUGCUUCCUAUCAAAGUGGUGACGCUCAGGCCUACGGCUCCGGUGUCGGAGCUGCAGAUGGCAAUUUCGCCAGAGGAAUUGGCUAUUCUCAGGCUGCACCCCAUUAUGCACCAGCCCGACCAUUCAUCGCACCGGCACAUCAACAAUCCUCAGCAUCAGCUUUCAAUAACGGAUUCGAUAGAAACUACGGAUCAGCUUUAUCAUCAGCACAAAACUUCGGCAACUUUGGCUCGGCAGUAUCAUCUGCUCAAAGCCACAAUGGCUUCGGAUCAGCGAUAUCAUCGGCACAGAACAACGGCUUGGGUAACUUCCAAUCCGCUCAGGCAUCCGCUCAAAAUCAAGGCCUCCGAGGAUACGAAUCAGCUGUUUCCAGCGCCAGCAAUCACGGUUUGGGUUACAACUCAGCACUCUCGUCCGCUAACAAUGCUGGUAAUUUCGGAUCAGCUGUUUCUCUAGCCCAGGGUCACGGACCAAAUCACAUUGGCCAAGCUAUUUCUGCCUCCCAGAACAUCGGUGGUUUCAAAUCCAGCAUUGCACACAGCUUCCAACAAAAUGGCGCCUCCAUUCAACAAAGUGACGCCAGCAGCAUUAACGCUCCAGGGAUCCAGUCAUCACAAGCGCAUGCCUUCAAUAACAACUUUUAUUGAAUAUAAUACAUUGUAAUUUAAUAAUUAUUUAUUUAUUUCAAAGAUGUCAAGAAGAUUGUUAAACACUUAUCUUGAUAUCUUUAUUUUUAAAACAUUGAAUGUAUUGAAUUGAAGUAUAUUAAUAAAAUGGAUGGAGGUACAA
This is a messenger RNA of Danaus plexippus (monarch butterfly), 1058 nucleotides long. Its product is annotated as fibroin heavy chain-like. NCBI's taxonomy places the organism in Eukaryota, Metazoa, Arthropoda, Insecta, Lepidoptera, Nymphalidae. The transcript is spliced from 2 exons. The record is from RefSeq and is a predicted model, not a curated record. The coding region runs from base 92 to 916 and encodes 274 amino acids.